This is a messenger RNA of Phyllostomus hastatus (greater spear-nosed bat), 3865 nucleotides long. It is a transcript of the gene SIMC1, whose product is annotated as SUMO interacting motifs containing 1. Bases 95 to 3127 code for a protein of 1010 amino acids. The record is from RefSeq and is a predicted model, not a curated record. The transcript has 10 exons. NCBI's taxonomy places the organism in Eukaryota, Metazoa, Chordata, Mammalia, Chiroptera, Phyllostomidae.
CCCGGUUUGUAGCCGCCGCGACCGCCGUCUCCCCAGCCGCAGGAACCGAAGUCGCCGUCGCCGCCGCGGCCUGGGUCGCCGGCCGCCCGCCGCCAUGGAGGACUUCAUCGUGAUCUCGGACGACAGCGGCUCCGAGAGCUCCGAGGGGACCCGCUCGGGCCGAGCGCGGAGGCUGCGGCGGGCCCUGUCCCGGACCUCCGGCGCGCUGCCCCGCCGAACCGUGGACUUCAUCGACUUAACCCGAGAGAGCAGACCGAGGCCCAAGGAUCGCGGCGGGAUCUGUGUGAUCGACCUGACGACCACUGAGGACGAACCCAGACCUAUCGCCACUUUCGACUUGACCCUAGAGCCUGUUACUCCUCCCCAGAAGGAGUCGGCCAACCCCCACACAUGUGCCGGCCUCGCCAGCAAGGAGGCGUGGGAAGGGCGGGCGGACAGAAGCUCGUGGCCCGGGGCACGGAGGAUCAUUAACAGCGACCCCGUGGACGUGGACCUCUGGGAAGAGACCGCACUCGAAGAGCCCCAGCCCUCUCCGUCCGUCAGCGGGGACUCUGUUCAGCUAGCAGAGCCGAACUGCAGCUCGACCACGUUCAAAGGGGACCUCGGCUUCUUGGCCAGCCUGCAGCCACCUUCAGAUGUCCACCCCCUCUCCCCGGUGAGCAAUAAUGGUGGCGGCGGCAGUCAGAGGGUGCCCUUGGCGUGCCCACAGCAAGAUGCACCCGGCCCGCCGCAAGCCUUGCUGUGCCCACUGCGAGCCUUGCCGUGCCCGCCGCGAGACUCGCCGUGCCCGCCGCGGGCCUCCUCGUGCCCGCCCCGAGCCUUGUCGUGCCCAUCACAAGCUGUGCAGUGCCAACUACAAGCUUUGCCCAGCCUGCUUCAAGAAGCGCCAUGCCCUCAGAACGGGCCAUGCCCGCCUCAGGACCCAUCGUGCCAUCCUCAGCACCCACCAAGCCCACCUCAGGACUCACGCUGCCCACCUCAAGACUCCCUGGGCCUACCUCAAGGGGUACCAGGCCCACCUCCACUCGUACCACAUCCACCAGACGUGGCAUAUCUGCAAGGCACACCGUGGUCGCUGGGAGACAUGCCACGGUCACCAGGUGUGCCACAGUCGUCAGGAGACAUGUCACAGUUAUUGCGAGACGUGCCACAGCCACCAGGUGAUGCAUUGCAGUCACCUACAGACACGCCGCAGUCACCUACAGGCAAGUUGCAGUCACCUACAGGCAUGCCGCAGUCACCUACAGACAAGCCGCAGUCACCAAGAGGCAUGCCGCAGUCACCUACAGGCAAGUUGCAGUCACCUACAGGCAUGCCGCAGUCACCUACAGACAAGCCGCAGUCACCUACAGGCAUGCCGCAGUCACCAAGAGGCAUGCCGCAGUCACCUACAGGCAUGCCGCAGUCACCUACAGACAAGCCACAGUCACCUACAGGCAUGCCACAGUCACCAGGAGGUAUGCCAUGGUCACCAGUGGGUGCACCACAGUCACCUGGCAAAAUCUCACACUUACCCGAUGUGCCACAUUCGCCUGGAGACAUGCCAUGCUGGCCAGGAGGCCGGCCCGACCCUCCCCCAGACGACGCACAGAACCGUGACACCCCCAUGGACGUCUCGGCUCCCUCCUCUCCGAGCUGCGCUCCCAGCCCUCAGUCUCCGCAGUCCGAAACCUCCUUACACCCAGUCCCUUGGCUCUCGGUCACCGAAACUCCGGCCAGGACGGAGAUGGCCCUCUCGGGGCCUGCCGACCCCGGGCCCGCCCAGGUGGCGCCCAGCGCGCUGUACAACAGGCCCUGCCUGCACAGACUGAAGUACUUCCUGCGGCCGCCGGUGCACCACCUGUUCUUCCAGACGCUGAUCCCCGACAAAGACGUGAGAGAGAGCAAGGGUCAGAAACUGGAGCCCAUCCCCCAUCGAAGACUACGGAUGGUGACAAACACCAUCGAAGAGAACUUCUCCCUGGGCACUGUGCAGUUCCUGAUGGACUUCGUGUCGCCCCAGCACUACCCACCCCGCGAGAUCGUGGCCCACAUCGUGCAGAAGAUCCUGCUCAGCGGCUCGGAGCCGGCCGAUGUGCUCAAGGAGGCCUACAUGCUCCUCAUGAAAAUCCAACAGCUCCAUCCAGCCAAUGCCAAGACAGUGGAGUGGGACUGGAAGCUGCUCACUUACGUCAUGGAGGAAGAGGGGCAGAGCCUGCCGGGGCGAGUCCUCUUCCUGCGCUACGUGGUGCAGACGCUGGAGGACGACUUCCAGCAGACCCUGAGGAAGCAGCGGCAGCACCUGCAGCAGUCCAUCGCCAACACGGUGCUCUCCUGCGACAGGCAGCCCCACAACGUCAGGGACGUGAUCAAGUGGCUGUUCCGAGCGGUGACGGAAGGCGGGUUAACUCCGCCCCUGCCUGGGAGUCACGCCUCGGCGGGAGCAGGUGUCUCGAAGGCCGGCAGCAGCCACCCCUCGCCCCAGCCGGCCCUGACGAAGAACACCACGCAGGUGGUCGUGUGCCAGCUGCAGCGCAUGCUGUCCAUAGCCGUGGAGGUGGACCGGACCCCCACCUGCAGCUCCAACAAAAUCGCCGAGAUGAUGUUCGGGUUUGUGCUGGACAUCCCGGAGAGGAGUCAGAGAGAGAUGUUCUUCACCACCAUGGAGAGCCACCUGCUGCGCUGCAAGGUGCUGGAGAUCAUCUUCCUGCACAGCUGCAAGACGCCCACCCGCCUGCCCCUGUCCCUGGCGCAGGCCCUCUACUUCCUCAACAAUUCCACGUCGCUGCUCAAGUGCCAGUCGGACAAAACCCAGUGGCAGACGUGGGACGAGCUGGUGGAGCACCUGCAGUUUCUGUUAUCCAGCUACCAGCACGUGCUGAGAGAGCACCUACGGAGUUCAGUGAUCGACCGGAAAGACUUAAUCAUCAAGCGGGUGAAGCCCAAGCCCCAGCAGUGCGACGACAUCACCGUGGUGGACGUGGAGAAGCAGAUCGAGGCGUUCCGCAGCCGCCUGGUCCAGAUGCUGGGGGAGCCGCUGGUCCCCCAGCUGCGAGACAAAGUGCACUUGCUGAAGCUCCUGCUCUUCUACGCCGCGGACCUGAACCCCGACGCAGAGCCCUCCCCCGAGUGCUGGAGCGCCCCCUGAGGGCCUGCGACGCCCGCGCUGGCCGGCGCCGAGAAUACCUCCCGAACUAACUCUCUCGCCGGCUCCCGGAGUCCUGACAGUAUGAGAAGUAGCUGAGUCUUAGAGGACCAAACCCAUCUUAUUGAUCUGUAGGUGACAACUGUCUAACUCUCUAGCAAAUACUUUUUGAUAACCCAAUGCUAGCCCAUUCCCAGAUAUGGCUUAAAUAUAUAGGGUGUAUGUAUUUUUUGAUAAAUUAUUUAUCUAUACUUUUUGAAACAGGUAAUACUAUAUGCACUUACAUGUUUAACACUUCCAUUCAAGAUGUGAAAAAAACCCCUCGGAACAAACCCUAGACGUCAACGUUACGUUACUCCAGGUACUGACGACCCGUUUCAGAGAGAAGGACGUAUCCGUCUCUCCCUAAUGAAACACAACCAUCCACGUUAUACCGCGCACAGAUCUGACUUUGUGGCCAGCCCAUUAAGAUCCCAUGUAAUGAGGCGGAAGAUGGGAGGUCAGAAACAAGAGGAUGAGUGUGCUGCAGAAGUGUUUAAGGGAUCCAAUAAAAAGGCAAUGGUUUUUCAAAACACCAAGUUUCCUGCUUGGGUUCCGUGGCUGAGUAGGCAGAAUGCAGUGAGCACUCCUGACGGGACAAAGGAAACAGCUAUCCACGUUUGAGAAAGCAGUACAGAUUUUUAUUGUCGAAACAAGAGAUCUGAGUGUAACAGAACACAAAUAAAUUAAUUGUUCUCGUCA